This is a messenger RNA of Mangifera indica (mango), 1827 nucleotides long. RefSeq names its product acetolactate synthase small subunit 1, chloroplastic-like. NCBI's taxonomy places the organism in Eukaryota, Viridiplantae, Streptophyta, Magnoliopsida, Sapindales, Anacardiaceae. Gene Ontology annotation, cellular component: cytosol. The record is from RefSeq and is a predicted model, not a curated record. The coding region runs from base 114 to 1559 and encodes 481 amino acids. Gene Ontology annotation, biological process: L-valine biosynthetic process. The transcript is spliced from 12 exons. Gene Ontology annotation, molecular function: acetolactate synthase activity; acetolactate synthase regulator activity.
AAGAGAAGGACGGUGACACUCACAUGCUAUUGUUUUCCAACUCUUUCACUCUAUAAAACUUCACUGAACUCAUCUUCUUUCUUCUUCUCUCCUAAACCAAAACCAGAAAACUUAUGGCGGCUGCUUUGUUUCCCUACGCCAAACCCAAUGCAGGAGCCGGGUUUUCAACCAGAAUAUCUGAGCUUUUUCCAUUUGUGAGAACGAGCACAAACUCUGCAACUAGUGUAGCACUUCAGGUCCCUCCGAAGAAGCUCAAUUGCAUCACUGCUUGCUCCACAGACAAUACACUCCCUCUUCCUCAAGCUCCCACUGCCGUCUCUGCUGCCUCAAAGGUGAGACGCCACACGAUUUCAGUGUUUGUUGGUGAUGAGAGUGGAAUAAUAAACAGGAUUGCCGGGGUAUUUGCUAGGCGGGGCUACAAUAUUGAGUCCCUUGCUGUAGGUUUGAAUCAGGACAAGGCUCUCUUUACCAUUGUUGUCUCUGGGACUGAGAGGGUUUUGAGACAAGUUGUGGAACAACUUAACAAGCUUGUGAAUGUCAUCAAGGUGGAAGAUAUCUCAAAGGAGCCACAAGUUGAACGUGAACUAUUGCUUAUAAAACUUAAUUCUGAUCCAAGCACCCGUCCUGAGAUCAUGUGGUUAGUUGACAUCUUCAGGGCAAAAGUUGUGGAUACCUCUGAACAUUCUCUUACCAUUGAGGUCACUGGAGAUCCUGGAAAGAUGGUUGCUGUUCAGAGAAACUUGAGAAAGUUUGGAAUAAAAGAACUUGCAAGAACUGGAAAGAUUGCUUUGAGACGGGAAAAGAUGGGUGAGACAGCUCCAUUCUGGAACUUUUCUGCAGCUUCGUAUCCAGAUCUUGAAAGGGCAGUACCAGAUUACACUGCUGUACCAAAAAGUAAUGGAUCACUGAAUGGGCAUACCAAUACAUCCUCCAGGGGUGAUGUAUAUCCUGUGGAGCCUUAUGACAACUACCCAGUGAAGAUUCUUGAUGCUCAUUGGGGUGUUCUCUAUGAUGAAGAUUCAAGUGGAUUUCGGUCACACACUUUAAAUAUGCUCGUAAACGACACUCCUGGAGUUCUCAACAUAAUAACCGGGGUUAUAUCUCGAAGAGGUUAUAACAUUCAGAGUCUAGCUGUAGGGCCAGCCGAAAGGGAUGGUCUCUCUCGCAUCACAACUGUUGUUCCAGGAACUGAUGAGUCAAUUGGCAAGCUGGUUCAGCAAUUGCACAAGUUAAUAGAUCUUCAUGAGGUUCAGGAUAUUUCUCACUUGCCAUUUUCCGAGCGAGAGCUGAUGUUGAUAAAAAUUGCUGUUAACACUGCUGCCAGAAGGGAUGUCCUUGAUAUUGCUAAAAUAUUCCGGGCCAGAGCAGUUGAUGUGUCUGAUCACACAAUUACCCUUGAGCUAACAGGAGAUUUGAAUAAGAUCAUUGCAUUACAGAGGUUAUUGGAGACCUAUGGGAUUUGUGAGGUGGCUCGGACAGGGAGGGUGGCGUUGGUGCGAGAGUCAGGUGUUGAUUCCACAUCCCUUCGUGGAUUUUCUCUACCGAUAGAUACUGAUUAGCUGCCAAAGUCAACAAACUUUCAUAACUAACGUUUGGUUUGAAUUUCCAUAUGUAGAAUUAAAAGCUAAAACUAUUUUAUGAAAUUUCGGGUCCAAUAUUAGGUUUCACUUGGAGCGGAUCAAUGUGCAUAUGGAAGUUUAGAUAGACACUGUAGUUGUCCUUGAUGAAACUUAAGAUUUUCCCCUGAGCGAAGACAUCUAUCACCAGGCUGUUUUGUUCUUGCAUGUAAAACAUUAUAGUGUUGUAGAAUUUCCCAAUUUUCGAUCA